Molecule: messenger RNA, 5447 nt
Organism: Humulus lupulus (European hop)
Lineage: Eukaryota; Viridiplantae; Streptophyta; Magnoliopsida; Rosales; Cannabaceae
Exons: 1
Coding region: 518-3178 (886 amino acids)
Biological process (GO): proteolysis
Molecular function (GO): aspartic-type endopeptidase activity
Source: RefSeq, a predicted model, not a curated record
CUAUAAUGUACUACAAAUACACACAUAUUCAUAUAGCUUCUGUGUGAAUGUACCCUUCAAUAUGGGGGCAUAUCAUUAACAGAAGGCGAGAGGGAAAAGAGAAAUCCACAUUAUCUUUGUGCAUAGUAUUAGAACUGCUAAAUCACUUGAUAUGUAAUUGAUAGACCACCGAUUACAUUUGUGUACUCUAGGAGGCAGGGUAACAAGGCUGGGGUAAAGGGCAGGGGAUAGUUAGUUAUGUAAGUAAGAAUACUGUGAGGUGGGGUGUAGAAUAUCCAGCUGGGGACUAGAGUUUAAAUAGAGGAAAAGGACACGUGAAUGUGUGUGGAUUGUGUAACCAGUUAUUGGGAGAGACUAGGCUCUCGAAUUCCUAGUGUCUUAAUUGAGGCUGAUUUCCUUUUCAUAUUCUGGGCAAUUCUUUGCUGUAUUUUUUUCUGUUUUCUGGUUCUUUUGGCUGGCAUUGUUAUCUGUUGCAGGAGAGAUCUACCAAUAGUGGUAUCAGAGCAACACGAUCGUUAUGGGACCAAAGAAGGAUUUCCAAUUGGAAUCAUUGGAGGAGAAGAUGGAGGAGAUACAAUCGGAAGUUUACAGAGAGUUGCAGGAGGCUAGGUCUGAGUUUCAGCAAUUCCCCAGAGAAAUUGAUUUGCUGAAACAAGAAAUCCAACGGCUGCCAGUAAUGGAGAAGAAGAUGGAUUAUCUCGUAACUCACCUCACGAAUUUGCUGCGAACUCAGGGCCAACACACACCAGAUGAGACAAUCGGGAGUGCUGAAGGGCCGGCCACAAACGGAUUGGAUGGGAGCCCAGGGGGACCGUUUCCUCACGCUUCACCUGAGAAGAGCAUUCCGCCGGGCAUGGGUUCGGCACCACCACCACCUCUGACGCAGGGAGCUUCGCACUUCGGGGAUGUCAACACCGGCCACGAUUAUCGGCCAGUAAGAAUGGAGUUGCCGCUGUUUUCGGGAGAGAACCCCGACGGGUGGAUAUCACGGGUGGAGAGGUAUUUUCUUUUGAUGCGCAUGACAGAGCCGAUUAAGCUAGAGUCGGCCAUUGUGGGUCUAGAUGGGGAUGCCUUGACUUGGUUCCAGUGGGAACAUCACAGACGACCGAUUACCUCUUGGGCAUCUUUGAAGAGGUUGAUUUUGCAGCGGUUCAGAGAGGCUCCGGUGGGGUCAAUUUCCGAGGAGUUGUUGUCGUUGAAUCAGACCACAUCCGUGAAGGAGUAUCGCGUCCGGUGGGAGACGUUAGCAGCUCGGGUCCUCGACGUACCGGAGCAUAUUUUGGAAGGAAGCUUCAUGAGGGGCCUCAAGGAUGCGAUCAAGGCAGCCCUCCACAUUCUCCAGCCCAUUGGGCUAGCCCACAUAAUGGAUACGGCCCAGAGAGUGGAAGAAGGGCAUCAACUCCUCCACUCGGGCCCUAUAUUCCGGCCCAGUUCCAACAAAUCCAGCCCAGGGCCGCCGGCCCAAUCCAGAAAUGCCGUAGCUCCUGUGUCUUCACGCACGCAUCAGCACCCUUCGAUAGCAGCAUCGUCUUCUUCGACAACCACCACUCACCAGCGCACAGGUACAUCGGCGUUCGGCGCCGGCCAGCAGAGCAAGCUGCCGGCGUUCCGCCGCCUCACGGAAGCGGAGUAUCAAGAAAAACGGGCUCGGGGCAUUUGUUUUAAGUGUGACAAGAAAUUUUUCAGAGGUCAUGAAUGUGAGCAACGAGCCUUACAAGUUCUGUUAUUAUCCGAUGAGGAUGACGCCCCACUUACCGAAGAAUCUCCUCCACUGUCGCCGGAGUCGAAAGAGACGGUUGUCACUGAAGAAACUUUGGCCACCUUGUCACUAAAUUCUUUGGUGGGCAUUUCUUCAGCCCACACAAUGAAACUGGCGGGGCACAUAGGGCAGCGACCAGUCACGGUUCUCAUUGAUAGUGGGGCAACUCACAACUUCAUCUCCAUGGAUGUCGUUUCAGCAGCGGGGCUUCCAAUUACAGCGACAACUUGUUAUGGCGUGUUGUUAGGUACGGGCGGGAAGGUGAGAACGGAGGGCAUAUGUGUGCAAGUGGAGUUGGAUUUGGGGGCGUUGCGCGUAAUCAUAGAUUUCUUGCCACUUGAGUUGGGGGGAGCCGAUGUGAUAUUGGGCAUCAAGUGGUUGGAGACAUUGGGGAACAUGCAAGUCAAUUGGCGAACAAUGAUUAUGAAAUUCGAGAUGGCGGGAACAUGGAUUACUUUGCAAGGCGACUCAAGUUUAUGUAAAUCCCCAGUCUCAUUGAAGGCUAUGAUUCUUUCCGUUGAAAAAGAAGCACAAGGAUUUUGGGUUCAUUUUGGCGCAUUUUCUACGGCAGAGGGAGUGAGCAGCGACGCCCCGCCCACACAAAUUAAAGCUGUAUUGCAGCGAUUUGACGCUGUUUUUGGGUCGCCGAAGGGGCUGCCCCCUAGCCGUGGGAGAGAACAUGCUAUUGUGCUCAAGACGGGAACGGAACCGGUAUCGGUGAGACCAUAUAGAUAUGCACAGGCUCAAAAAGAUGAGAUCGAGAGGUUGGUUUUGGAGAUGUUGCAAGCUGGGAUCAUUAGACCAAGUACAAGCCCUUUUUCGAGCCCGGUCCUUCUAGUUAAAAAGAAGGAUGGCAGCUGGCGGUUUUGUGUAGAUUAUCGGGCUUUGAAUAGAGAAACGGUGGCGGAUAAGUUCCCAAUACCCGUCUUUGAUGAAUUGUUGGAUGAACUUCAUGGAGCUCGAGUGUUUUCGAAGCUGGAUUUGAAGUCGGGGUACCAUCAAAUCCGGGUGGCAGCAAGGGAUAUAGAGAAGACGGCAUUCCGUACUUAUGAGGGGCACUACGAAUUUCUUGUCAUGCCCUUUGGAUUGACGAACGCUCCUGCCACUUUUCAAGCUCUUAUGAAUGAGGUUUUUCGUGAUUAUUUACGCAAGUUUGUGCUGGUUUUUUUUUGCGAUAUUUUAGUUUACAGUUCCUCUAUGGCGGAACAUACACACCACCUUUCGCUGGUUUUGGAAAGACUGCAGCAACACACACUUUAUGCCAACCAAAAGAAGUGUUUAUUUGCUCAAAAACAAGUGGAAUAUUUGGGUCAUGUGAUUUCUGGUCAUGGAGUGGCAGCGGACCCAAGUAAGCUUGCGGCUAUGGAGGAUUGGCCCACCCCAAGGACGAUUAAAGAGCUGCGUGGGUUCUUGGGUUAAACAGGUUAUUACCGGAAGUUUGUGCAAGGUUAUGGGAGGAUAGCAAAACCUUUGACGGAUCAGUUGAAGAAGGAUGCUUUUGGAUGGACAUUGGAGGCACAAGAGGCAUUCCUACAGUUGAAGAAAGCCAUGUGUUCGGCCCCGGUUUUGGCCCUGCCCAAUUUUUCCGAGCCAUUUGUGGUAGAAGCCGAUGCAUCGGGAGGAGGAUUAGGGGCGGUUUUGAUGCAAUUUGGAAGAUCCAUCGCUUUUUACAGCCAUGUUUUAUCCGCUAGGGACUGUCUCAAAUCAGUCUAUGAAAGGGAGUUGAUGGCCAUCGUGUUGGCUAUUCUUAAAUGGCAUCCUUAUUUUCUUGGAAGACGGUUUGUGGUGCGAACGGACCAAAAAAGUUUGAAGUUCUUGUUGGAGCAGCGGCUUGUCGCUUGGGAGCACCAAAAAUGGCUCACAAAGCUUCUUGGAUAUGAUUUUGAUAUACAAUACUGUCCGGGAUUAGAGAACAAGGCAGCGGAUGCCUUAUCUAGGCUUCAUGGGGACGCCACUCUUGCUGCCAUUUCAGUUCCACACCUCAUUUCCAUACUGGAUUUACAAGCACAUGUAGCAAGGGACCCAUUUCUAGCUAGAGUGAUUGCGGAGUUGUCGAUGGGUAAAUCGUGUGGCGGGUUUUCUUGGGUACAAGGCUGUCUUAAGUUUAGAGGCAGAUUAGUUUUACCAUCUUCCUCACCUUUUAUUCCGUUGUUAUUGCAAGAGUAUCAUGGCAGCAAGGUAGGGGGACAUUCGGGGGUUUUUAAAACAUUUCAAAGGCUAGCGGCGAAUCUAUAUUGGAGAGGAAUGCGUAAAGAUGUGCAGAAGUUUGUGAUGGAGUGUGCGGUGUGCCAACAAAACAAAUAUUUAGCCCAGUCUCCAGCGGGUUUAUUGCAGCCAUUACCCAUCCCGGAACAAGUUUGGGAGGACAUUUCCAUGGAUUUCAUUGAGGGGUUGCCAGUGUCCAAUGGGUUUGACUCUAUUCUAGUGGUGGUGGACCGGUUGAGCAAGUAUGGUCACUUUAUACACUUACGACAUCCAUAUUCAGCGGCAUCGGUCGCGGCUGUUUUGUGCAAGAGGUGGUCAAGCUUCAUGGGAUUCCACGAUCUAUAGUGUCGGAUAUAGACAAAAUUUUUCUCAGCUUGUUUUGGAAAGAACUAUUUAGGCUCCAAGGGACUGCAUUAAAGCAAAGUACAGCAUAUCACCCACAAUCCGACGGUCAAACGGAAGUGGUUAACCGUUGUGUAGAAACAUACCUUCGUUGCUUUGUGAGCUCCAAACCCAGCCAAUGGGCGAAAUGGCUACCGUGGGCGGAGUUUUGGUACAACACUUCUUUCCAUACAGCUGCUGGAAUGACUCCUUUUCGAGCCCUUUAUCACAGGGACCCUCCCCCUUUAAUUAGAUUUGAGCAUGGCAGCACUAGAGUCUCGACGGUGGAGCAAACUUUGACGGAAAGGGAUGACAUUUUGGAGCUGUUACGGCAGAAUCUACAGCGUGCCCAGCAGAAAAUGAAGACUCAAGCGGACAAGAAACGGCGUGCUGUCACAUUUGAGGUAGGGGACAUGGUAUACGUGAAGUUAUGUCCUUAUAGACAAAGAUCGGUGGCUAAACGCUUGAAUGAGAAGCUAUCUUCACGGUACUUUGGCCCGUUUGCUGUGGUUGCACGAAUCGGAGCUGCCGCGGAGCUGCCGCCUAUCGUUUACAGCUACCCAAUGAUACCGCAAUACAUCCAGUUUUUCAUGUAUCACUCCUCCGAGCGGCACUGGGACCAAACUAGCAAGCCACUUCCCUUCCCACGGGCUUAACGGCAGAUUUAGAGUGGUUGCUCGAACCCGAAGAGGUCCUGGAAGUUAGGCCGGGCACGCACACGGAGUCUCCCCAAGCUCUCAUUAAGUGGACCAACUUACCAGCUUUUGAAGCCACUUGGGAAGAUUUUUCAGUGAUUCAAGAGCAAUUUCCUCAUUUUCACCUUGAGGACAAGGGGAAACUUCUAGCGGGCGGUAUUGAUUGACCACCGAUUACAUUUGUGUACUCUAGGAGGCAGGGUAACAAGGCUGGGGUAAAGGGCAGGGGAUAGUUAGUUAUGUAAGUAAGAAUACUGUGAGGUGGGGUGUAGAAUAUCCAGCUGGGGACUAGAGUUUAAAUAGAGGAAAAGCACACGUGAAUGUGUGUGGAUUGUGUAACCAGUUAUUGGGAGAGACUAGGCUCUCGAAUUCCUAGUGUCUUAAUUGAGGCUGAUUUCCUUUUCAUA